Messenger RNA from Pogonomyrmex barbatus (red harvester ant), 1254 nucleotides. Its product is annotated as tetraspanin-7. NCBI's taxonomy places the organism in Eukaryota, Metazoa, Arthropoda, Insecta, Hymenoptera, Formicidae. The record is from RefSeq and is a predicted model, not a curated record. Gene Ontology annotation, cellular component: plasma membrane.
AGAUGAGAGAGGGGCAGGAGCCACGCACGCAACAUGUAAGUGUACUCGUAAUUCUCUCGCAAAUCGAUUGCGCGAAUUCCGUUCGCGACCGAAGUGAGAUCUGGUAGUGCGUAAUAUCCUGUUCCGAGAGAAUUUUAUCGCAGCAAAUAAAAAGGAAGAAGACAACACAUUUUAAUAUGAGUAAACGACUAGAGACUGUAGCUACGAUGACCUGCAUGAAAACUUUGUUAAUGCUCUUCAACUUUAUCUUCUGGGCGUCUGGAAUAUUAAUGCUAUGCAUUGGCAUAUGGAUGCGCAUCCUGCUGCGGGAUUAUAUGAACAUGAGCAUGCAGGGUAGCGGUGCCGCUCUGCUAGCACUCGCGAGCUUAGGCGCGGUAGUAGCGGUUGCUGCAGUUCUCGCCUGCUGUUGCACAACGCGAGGUCAUCCUGCUUUAUUGUAUUUGUACGGCGCAUUUUUAGCCGUCGUAGCAUUACUGGAACUUGGUGCAGGAGCAUCGAUUUAUGCUUAUCGUACGAACCUAAACGAGGGAUUCGAUCAAGAUUUAAAUGAAAGUAUGGCAGUUUACGGACAGGACAAUUCUAAGAGCAGUCAUAUUGAUUUUAUUCAAUCGAAUUUGCAUUGCUGCGGCAAUCGCGGAUAUGCUGAUUGGCUCAAUCUAGAUCCGCCAAAGAAUGUUCCUUUAUCUUGCUGCAAAAUGCCUGAGAAAAAAUGUGAUUCGCAGGACACAGAACAAAUUUAUAUCGAGGGAUGCUAUAAUCGUGUACUGGACUUUAUGAAUAACAACUUCGGUUUGGUAGCUGGUACAGCGAUCGGCGUAGUCUUUUUCCCAUUAGUUGGUAUCUUUCUAGCAUGCUGUCUGGCUAGCAAUAUCAAUAAAGCCGAAUAUGAACAAGUUGCUUAGGCAUGUCGCACGCGCAAACAGCAACGACAAUUUUAUCAAAACCAUGCAUCACUAGCGACAGUGGCGAAUAUACACGAUUUAAUGGAAAUACGGAAAUGAUAUUGAUGGAGGUAAAAGCGUAUUUUACCACUUUGAUUUUAAAUAAAAAUUGUAUGGAAAUUAAAUAAAAAUUCAAUAAAAUAUAAGAUCCAUUUAUAGUAAAAAAUUACAUCUAAAAUGGAUCUUAUAAUGUCAAUUUAUGUACUUAUAUCAUUUUUAUAGGCUUUUAAUUAAUAAUUUGCUUUCGAUUAGUCAAAAUUUAUGCUCACUUGUUCUGACCGUAUCUGAUAAAAAUAUAGAUUGAUAAUGAGAU